UCAAAAUCAACUGCUGCCAACUCCAAAUCGCCAAAACAAAACGUCACUCAGUUAACACGUAAAAACCUUCUUUAAUUCGAAAAGAACAGGAUUUUAUGGGGAAAAAGCGGCGAUUACCGCACGACUGACUCAGAAUGGCCCUUCUACGAAUUGAACGACCCACAAUCACCGUCUUCUACACGAAUUACAGCAGUUUUGCCAAAUUAUUAGAAUACAAGAAAUGUUUCAAAAUUUUGGGUAUUUCCGAAAACAGUGAGCAGGAACAAAUCCGAGCCGCUUACUUGAACCUUGUCAAGCGGUACCACCCCGAUAGUGGUACCAAAGAAGCUGAUGCGGAGAAAUUUUCACAAAUUGAUAAGGCGUUUCGCGUCCUAACUGAUAAGAAAUCGCGCGAGCGGUGGCAAGUCGAUGACGAAAUUCAAGUGCAAGAGCAGGACAUUAAACACACAGCCCCCCAACACCGGCAAUACUUGAGUUACGACGGUGUCGGGGUUGGAAAUCCCUUUCAGAGGCAAAAACAGUACACUAGAAUCCGGGCCCAACAUGCAGCUGACAACGUUUUGAAGCACCGAAUGUCCAAAGUUUCCGCCGAGGAAGGGGCUCUCCUGGCCAAGGCCCCCUUGAAGCACAACAUUAAGACCAAAUAUGGACUAGAGCGUCUCGUUGAGGACUUGAUUCAGGAAUCGAUGUCUCGGGGCGAAUUUAGCAAUUUAUCCGGCUCUGGAAAACCUCUUCCAAGUCACCAAAACCGCAACCCUUACGUUGACUUUGUGACCCAUAAACUAAACGAGGUUUUAAUAGAUAACGGGUUCACACCUGAAUGGAUUACGCUACAGAAGGAAAUAAGGGAAGAAAUUCAAGAAUUGAGGAAUUUUUUACGAGAAAAGCGCUCGUAUUUGGGCCCUUGUCCCCUAAGUGGUAAAGACAGUGACGAUUGGGCUAGAAUUGUACAAAACCGUAGAAAUACAGUCGAAUUGAUUAAUAAAAAAAUUGAUAAGUUUAAUUUGGUCGUCCCAAUUUUGAACAAGCAGAUGAUUCAGAUUAGUUUAGCGAAGGAAGCCGAGAGAAUUCUAGCAAAUGGGCAACACAGCGUCAAGCUAAAAGACUUGCCGCAGAACACGGACGAAAGUGGCCCCCCUGUGACCGAGAACAUCUUCGGAAUAAUCGAUUCUUUAUUCAAAAAAUAGUCUUAAUAAAUUUGAAUUUCAA
This is a messenger RNA of Tribolium castaneum (red flour beetle), 1209 nucleotides long. RefSeq lists its product as uncharacterized. The record is from RefSeq and is a predicted model, not a curated record. Lineage: Eukaryota; Metazoa; Arthropoda; Insecta; Coleoptera; Tenebrionidae. The coding region runs from base 135 to 1187 and encodes 350 amino acids. The transcript is spliced from 5 exons.